Molecule: messenger RNA, 689 nt
Organism: Branchiostoma floridae (Florida lancelet)
Lineage: Eukaryota; Metazoa; Chordata; Leptocardii; Amphioxiformes; Branchiostomatidae
Product: sulfotransferase family cytosolic 1B member 1-like
Exons: 3
Coding region: 112-510 (132 amino acids)
Biological process (GO): sulfation
Cellular component (GO): cytoplasm
Molecular function (GO): sulfotransferase activity
Source: RefSeq, a predicted model, not a curated record
CAUCACUUUUCUCAAGGGUCGCACUGGCUUGUUGGGAUCAUCGCUAAGCUGCUGAGAUCGGCGGGUAGAACGGAGGAGUCGGUGGACAGUCUGUUAACAGCACCGCUGGAAAUGACCCUCCCACCGGCGGAACAGCCCGGUUACGUCACACUCGCUGCCAAGUCCUCCCGUCGCAUCUUAAAGACCAACCUCCCAAUCCGCUUCGCGCCGCGGGGGAUAUCCAAGCCGCGGAACAAGGUAAAGGUGCUGGUGAUCAUGAGAAACCCGAAGGACUCCGCGGUGUCAUAUUACCACUUCAGCAGGAAACUCCGUCCGCUGCUGGGCAUGGGAGAACCCCCGGCCUGGGAGGAGUACGCUCGAGCUUUUGUGGGCGGACAAAAUUCAUACGGAGACUUCUGUGACCACGUGUUGGGCUGGUGGCAGAUGCGGGACGACCCCCAUUUCCUGUUCCUCAAGUACGAGGACAUGAAAAAGGUGUGGUUUAGUCUAAAAAUUAAGUGUAGCCUAUAACAAAAAAGGUGUGGUAUAGUCUGAAACUAAAGUGUAGCCUAUAACGAAAAAGGUGUGACUUAAUCUGAAACUUAAGUGUACCCUAUAACGAAAAAGGUGUGGUAGAGUCUGAAACUAAAGUGUAGCCUAUAACGAUAAAGGUGUGGUAAAAUCUUAAAACUAAAGUGAAGCACAUAUGA